This is a messenger RNA of Symbiodinium natans, 957 nucleotides long. NCBI's taxonomy places the organism in Eukaryota, Dinophyceae, Suessiales, Symbiodiniaceae. The record is from the annotation of a GenBank genome assembly.
AUGGCGGAGAUCCCAUCAAGGCCCGCAUGCCGGCGUCCGCUCCUUCAGGUGUUGCUGAUUUUCCUGGCGCUUGGUCUCUUUCGGGGCGUCGGCUUUGUUGAACUCCCCCUGUGGCCAAGCGCGCGGACAGACCGGACUCUUCACCCCCUCCCUGCGGUACGGCGUGCUGCGCUUCCCAUCAUCGGCGACACGAUGCAGCUCCUGAACCCGAAGACAAUGGCAAGCUACCAAGUGGACAGCCGCAGUAAGUUUGGGCCCGUUUGGCAGACCUCCGUCCUUUUCAAGAAGGCAGUCGUGGUCACGGGAGCCCGCGAACUGGCAGAGGCCAUGCGCCAGGAGAGCCGACCGAAAGCCACGAAGGCCUUCUUCCCUCCCCAUCACCAGAAGCUUUUCGGCCCGCAGUCGCUGCUCAUGCAGUCGGGCCCUCCGCACACCAAGCUCAGGCGCCUCAUUCAGGCAGCGAUGAUCCCGAAGGCUGUCUCAAGCUAUCAAGAGAACAUCGAUGAAGGUGUGAAGGAAUUCCUCUCCAAGGUCAAGAGCCAGACUGGGCAGUUCUCCAUGGUGGAGACGCUUCGAUCCGCCGUCGUGACGACGAUGCUCAAGAUCUUAUUCGGCACCCAGGCGAGCAGCUCGGACAUCACCAGUUUGAUCAAGGAUGUGUCGAUUUGGUCCACUGGCCUGCUGUCGCCUCCUCUGACCUUCAUCCCUUGGUCCAAUGCGGCGCGCGCCCUGCGCGCCAGAGCCAGGGUGGCCGACGUGAUUCGAGGCUGGCUCAAGUCUUGCGGCGAAGAAGACGGCACACUGCUCUCCAGGCUGGUCUACGCACAGGACGAGGACGGAGCGUCCUUGACCGAGCAGGAGAUCAUCGACAACGUGUUCACGCUGGUCUUCGCAGCGACAGACACCACAGCAAGCAUCUUUGACGCAGUUUGGACCAUGCCCUCCGGAUUUCAAUAA